Molecule: messenger RNA, 1000 nt
Organism: Exophiala viscosa
Lineage: Eukaryota; Fungi; Ascomycota; Eurotiomycetes; Chaetothyriales; Herpotrichiellaceae
Product: putative cyanamide hydratase
Exons: 3
Coding region: 178-909 (243 amino acids)
Source: RefSeq, a predicted model, not a curated record
CGAAAGAGUCCUGAUAACAAACGAAACACGAAAAUGUACAAAGAAGAGCAAAGAUCUCCAGCUGCAUCCCUUGCUGACACAAAUUCCCUUUCUACAAGCGCACUCGAACAUAAUAUUGAUCGAGGCCCAAUCCCUUCGAACAACAGUCUCACCAUAUCCUGACGCAAUAUAAAUAUCAUGGCCUUUUCACGGGACCAACAAAUCAAAGAAUACGGCUGGACCGCCCUCUCCUGCGACCCCAAAGAAUGGGGCGGCAUCGCGAAACACAAUACUCCGCCAGUCCCUCAAUUAUGCGCAGAUGUCCCAUUGCCCGACACGCCCAUCGUCAAAGCAGCACUGGCCUACGUCAAGAAAGAACUUCCGGAGCAUACAUUCAAUCAUAGCAUGCGGGUGUUUUACUAUGGAAUGGCCAUCGCCACUCAACAGUUCCCCACGUGGUCCUUUAGCCCAGAGACCUGGCUCUUGACGUGUCUCUUCCACGACAUCGCCACCAUCGACAAACACACGCACGGCACGCUCAUGUCCUUUGAAUUCUAUGGCGGGAUUCUGGCGUUGGAUGUGCUCAAGAACCAGUGUGAUUGUCCUGCCUCGCAGGCAGAGAGCGUCGCCGAAGCGAUCAUCCGCCAUCAGGAUCCUGUCGAGGUCGGGACGAUCACGACGGUCGGGCUGCUGGUGCCGUUGGCGACGCAGUUCGACAACAUGGCCUAUCGAGCAGAUUACGUCCAUGCCGAUACAAUCAAGGAUGUGGUCAAGCAUUACCCACGACGCAACUGGUCCAAGUGUUUCUCCACGAAGAUCCGGGAGGAAGUAAGCGUCAAGCCUUGGUGUCAUACGACGGCUUCAACGGAGAAGUUUCCCCAUGAUGUUGAACAUAAUGCUUUGAUGGAGCCUUAUGAUGGGCUCUUUUGAACGAGGGCUCGUCAAGAUCGUCGUUUGGACGUGAUGACUGGCUUGUGGGGUGCGGACAAUGUAUUCAAGGGAUUAGACCGUAAGAUUCAAA